UGCCCCUUCCCUUCCCUUCAUCUUCAUUUUCUAGAUUAUUCGUUGCGGCCUCGACCUCGAUUCGCCCCCCCCUCUUCCUUCGAUCGGAGGCAACAAGGAACCCAUCCCUCUCUCCCUUUCCCCACGAACCAAGCACGAGCUCUUCCUCCUCUUCUUCCCAGAGAGACCGAGAGGGAGGGUUCCGCUCUACUCUUCCCCGACUCCACUCCGCGCGCCGCCGCACCUCCAACUUCCGCAAGAUCCGCCGGGUGCCCGGGCUGUCGAUUUCUCGGGAGCAGGAGGGGUUAACCUUCGUGGGGGGAAACAAUGUACUUUGAAGGCUAUGGCUACCAUGGAAACACUUUCGAGCAGACAUAUCGCUGCUACCCUGCAUCUUUCAUUGACAAGCCACAACUUGAGGCUGGUGACAAAAUUAUUAUGCCACCAUCGGCUCUUGAUCGUCUCGCAUCUCUGCAUAUUGAGUAUCCUAUGCUUUUUGAAGUCCACAAUGCGGCAGCAGAACGGACUUCACAUUGUGGUGUUCUGGAGUUCAUUGCAGAAGAAGGCAUGAUCUACAUGCCAUAUUGGAUGAUGCAAAAUCUUCUUCUGCAAGAGGGAGAUAUGGUGUUCAUAAAAAAUGCGAACCUCCCCAAGGGCACAUAUGUCAAGUUGCAGCCUCAUACAACAGACUUUUUGGAUAUCUCAAACCCCAAAGCAAUCUUGGAGAAAACUUUGAGGAACUUUUCUUGUCUAACCACAGGAGACAGCAUUAUGGUAGCGUAUAAUAACAAGAAGUAUUACAUUGAUAUAGUGGAGACAAAACCUUCCAAUGCUAUAAGUAUUAUCGAGACUGAUUGUGAGGUUGACUUUGCUCCACCACUUGACUAUAAAGAGCCUGAGCCUGUAAAACCUGCUGUUCCUGCAAACAAAGAGCCUGCUACAGAAGCUCCAGCUGAAGAAGAACCAAAAUUCAUCCCCUUCACCGGUUCAGGAAGACGUCUGGAUGGGAAGCUGUCUAAGGAUAAAGAUGUGCUGGCCUCAUCCCCUGCAAAGCGACAAGCUAAUGCAACCAAUGGUGCGCAGCCGUCAACAGCCAGCUCGUCACAGGGUGGUUCGUCGCGUAAGACCGCAGGAAAGCUUGUCUUCGGCGCCGGUGGAAGUCGAGCUGAUAAGGCGCCUGAGAAGGAAGCGAAGGAGGAACCGAAGAAUGAGCCGAAAUUUGCAGCGUUUACAGGAAAGAAGUACUCGCUGAAGGGCUGAAGCAUAAAUAGGCAGUAAUGUAUAUUUAGCAGUAUAUUCCCAGCGACAAGGCAUAACCAGGGAGAAGAGCUUGAUGAGCUACUACUGACUUCGAUUAUCCUUAUGUGGGAUGGGCAUCUUUGUUUGGGUUUGUGGCGUGCGUCUUGAAGUCGGAUGUCUCUUCUGUGAGAAACUGUGAUCCUUCCUUAUUUGUCAGGCCGCAGUGGAGCAACUGAUGUAUAAAGCAGUCCAUCCCCGGUUCAGUUCAUCUGGUGAUAA
Messenger RNA from Panicum hallii, 1497 nucleotides. RefSeq names its product ubiquitin fusion degradation protein 1 homolog. Gene Ontology annotation, cellular component: VCP-NPL4-UFD1 AAA ATPase complex. Bases 307 to 1239 code for a protein of 310 amino acids. The record is from RefSeq and is a predicted model, not a curated record. NCBI's taxonomy places the organism in Eukaryota, Viridiplantae, Streptophyta, Magnoliopsida, Poales, Poaceae. Gene Ontology annotation, molecular function: polyubiquitin modification-dependent protein binding. The transcript is spliced from 10 exons.